Molecule: messenger RNA, 407 nt
Organism: Pelobates cultripes (western spadefoot toad)
Lineage: Eukaryota; Metazoa; Chordata; Amphibia; Anura; Pelobatidae
Source: the annotation of a GenBank genome assembly
AUGACCCCAUCUACGCCAUCCUACGGGCCACUGAACGCAGCACAGCACCCCCUGCAGCAGAUGAAGAAGACCCUGUCCAGCUGUGGAACACUCCGGCUCACACCCCAGAACCCAGCCAGCAGAGAUCGGACCUCAAGAACUCUAAAGACUUUGGGACUAACGUAAGAACACAAAGGGGAAAAAGUUUUUUUGCUUUCUUUCUCUUCUACUGCUUUAAGUGGGGACGGGGAGGGGGACGGGAUGGACCUGGGGCCCUGGUGGUCUUCCCUCCCCCCCUCCCUCUCAGGGGGGGGGGACGGCGGACCACGACGGCCUCAGAUUGGGAGAAGAAAUGUGCCACGAAGGCUACGCACAAUGCGGCCUAUACCGAUGGGCCAGCACGAGGGGACGGGCAUAGUGGGACAUAG